Molecule: messenger RNA, 312 nt
Organism: Geodia barretti
Lineage: Eukaryota; Metazoa; Porifera; Demospongiae; Tetractinellida; Geodiidae
Source: the annotation of a GenBank genome assembly
AUGGCGCAACGGAAGACUGAUGACUGGAUCGAUGCGCUUGGAGCCAUUGGCGUGCCGUGUGGUCCCAUCAAUGCAAUGGACAAAGUCGUUAGUCAUCCACAGGUGCAAGCACGGGAGAUGAUUACACGCGUCGCACAUCACAUCACAGGCGAAGUGGAGGUGCCGGGAGUACCGAUUAAACUAUCGGAAACACCCGGAAGCGUAGAUGCCCCUGCACCGAGUCUCGGAGAACAUACGGACAAGGUCCUCACCGGCUUGUUGGGAAUGCAUCCAGAUGAAGUGGAACAGUUAAGACGACACGGGGUUAUUUAA